Myotis lucifugus (little brown bat) is the source of this 270-nucleotide messenger RNA. RefSeq names its product D(3) dopamine receptor-like. Lineage: Eukaryota; Metazoa; Chordata; Mammalia; Chiroptera; Vespertilionidae. Gene Ontology annotation, molecular function: G protein-coupled receptor activity; dopamine neurotransmitter receptor activity, coupled via Gi/Go. The annotation marks the transcript as partial. Gene Ontology annotation, cellular component: membrane. Gene Ontology annotation, biological process: adenylate cyclase-activating adrenergic receptor signaling pathway. The transcript has a single exon. The record is from RefSeq and is a predicted model, not a curated record.
AUGGCGCCACUGAGUCAGCUGAGUGGUUACAUCAACUCCACCUGCGGGACAGACAACUUCACGGGGGACAACCAGGCUCGCCCACAUGCCUACUAUGCCCUGUCCUACUGUUCGCUCAUCCUUGCCAUUGUCUUUGGCAAUGGUCUGGUGUGUGUGGCUGUGCUGAGGGAACGGGCCCUGCAGACCACCACCAACUACCUGGUAGUGAGCCUGGCUGUGGCAGACUUGCUGGUGGCCACCUUGGUGAUGCCCUGGGUGGUGUACCUGGAG